Fusarium mangiferae is the source of this 657-nucleotide messenger RNA. RefSeq lists its product as uncharacterized. Lineage: Eukaryota; Fungi; Ascomycota; Sordariomycetes; Hypocreales; Nectriaceae. The coding region runs from base 1 to 657 and encodes 218 amino acids. The transcript has 3 exons. Gene Ontology annotation, biological process: NADH dehydrogenase complex assembly. The record is from RefSeq and is a predicted model, not a curated record.
AUGUCAAACGGUCUGCAAUACAUCUUCGGUGGCCCCAAGGCUUGGGAUAGUGGUCUCUGGACAGCCUCGGACGAUCGCGUCCGCGGCGGCUCUAGCAUCUCACACCUCUACACUCACCCCACGCAAGCCAAGUUCUACGGCCAUCUUGACACAAAGACCCUCGGCGGCGCUGGCUUUGCUUCGCAGCGCACAGUCGGCGACCUGGCCCUCGAUCUCUCUUGCACAGAGGGCAUAAAGCUCUCCCUCGGCUGGGACAGCUCGGAUCAGACCUUUACCCUCAACGUCAAGGACACCAUCCCUGGAAAGAGGGAGGACGGGCGAGAUGAGGCUGGUGUGAGCUGGGAGUAUGACUUCAAGGCGCCGGAGAACGGAGGUGAGAUUUUCAUGAAGUGGGAUGAGUUCAAGGCGACGUAUCGUGGGAGAGAGGUUGAGGAUCCUGAGCCGUUGAAGUUGAACGAUAUCAAGAGAAUAUCCCUCAUGGCACGAAGCUUCUUUGAUAAGCAGGAUGGAGACUUCAAGCUCUAUGUUGACUGGAUCGCUGCUGUCAAGAAGGAUGAUGACGACAGCGAUGACGAUGGUGAUCUCAAGAAGCAUGCUCUUGAGCAGCGAUCCAACCCUCGUCCUGUAUGGAAGAGGCUGUUCUGCGGUCUUUUGUAA